This is a messenger RNA of Anthonomus grandis grandis, 728 nucleotides long. RefSeq lists its product as uncharacterized. Gene Ontology annotation, biological process: regulation of synaptic transmission, cholinergic; sleep; positive regulation of voltage-gated potassium channel activity. The record is from RefSeq and is a predicted model, not a curated record. Lineage: Eukaryota; Metazoa; Arthropoda; Insecta; Coleoptera; Curculionidae. The transcript is spliced from 3 exons. The coding region runs from base 117 to 554 and encodes 145 amino acids.
GUCAGCCCGUAGAGAAAAUCGCCAUUUUUGAUGGAAAACAUUUUAGUCAAACGCGAAUUUACCUGUUGAAUGGUGUUCUAUCGAACAGUUUUUGAUUAUUUACGAAGGCGGCUAUUAUGGAAAUUCAGUUUUCUUUACAAAGUUUUAUAGUUUUUAUAUUUGUUUUAUCAAUUUUAAAAACAGGUACAGCAAUAAGGUGUUACGAAUGCGUAGGAAGAUUGGGUCCAGGAGAUACCAGUCCAUGUCUAUAUGGUGACGAAACUCAACUUCGAAGAGUUCAUUGUAUAGGACCUUCCGUGUGUGCUGCUUACCAUUACCAAACAAUAAUGCCAGGAAUGCCUCCGAUCAACCAUAUAACCAGAGGCUGUCAGGCUUUAAGAUAUGGUGCCACGUGCGAAGAUAUUUUCCAGCAGCUGAGAAGAAGAAACGAGAUCUUACCUGGACAACACACCUGCACCACCUGUAGUACCGAUCUGUGUAACACUGGAAACCGUGCUCUUGGUGGAGGAGCUCUUUUGAUUCUUUUAGGGUUACUAUGUAGAAGGAUGAUUUAAGGUUAAUUAAAAAUCCGCAUUGGGUGUUUACGUACAAAGGGCAAUCAGUGUUGAGGAUUAUAGAGAAGAAUUUGCCUCAUUUUAAAAAGUUUUUAUUUUUUUAAUGUAGUUUUAAUCUUUUUAGAUGUUAUUAGUUUUUACUUCUGUUGACCAUUUUUUAUUAAAUACAAUUGA